AUGGUUCAAACUUGUCUCAUCCUUUUCGUAUUUUCUCUUUCUUUCGUUUCUGCUCAAUAUCUAAACCUGAACCUCCACAGACAUCAAAGCUGUGCUUGGAGAAAAAGCUCUCACUGGAAUCGCAAAAUCGAAUUCCAAGGUGGUCAUUCGGACAGCGGAGCACUUCUCAAGUCAACAGAACAAAAGGGAUGCUAUGCAAUUAGUGGAAAAGUAAAAAUUCAUGAAGACGUGAGCGACGAGCUGUUGAUAUAUUUGUCUGUCUCCACCACCGGUGACACCCAGAGACCACCAGAAGUGUGCAGGGAUGCGAACCCGGAGACUGGAUGUGGAGGAGUUGGAUCAUGCCUUUAUUGCCGCCCAUGCGACUCUCUUGACUCGCUGACCAAAAUUCUUGGCGCUCAACUUGUUGUUAACGGAAAACCAGCCGGAUGCGAACCAUUGAAAAAAGGAGAAUACGACAAUGUGGAACUCCGCUUCUGCCUUCCAAAACUUGCCGCUCUUUUGGAAUGGCAGGGGAUAUCUGAAGAUGCGUUGGAUCAUAUUUUGGCAGCGACCACUCAGGAAGGAAACGGACCACCAAAGCUCAGUCUUUUUGUUACCGUAUACUUGUUCGACAAGGAUAUCAAACCACUUCUGGUCUCUCAACGAAAACUUGAGUCACGCAUCCGGGAGUUACGCAAGCUGAGCAACGACGAGCAGGUGGAUUCUCAAACGUACUGGAACUUGCCCUUCAACCAAAUCAUCAAGAAGCAAUCAGUAUUUGUCGGAUGCCACAAACUGUACGGAACCAUUAGUUUGAGUGACAUUCAAGCCAAGAGAAAGUAG
Molecule: messenger RNA, 825 nt
Organism: Caenorhabditis remanei
Lineage: Eukaryota; Metazoa; Nematoda; Chromadorea; Rhabditida; Rhabditidae
Exons: 7
Coding region: 1-825 (274 amino acids)
Source: RefSeq, a predicted model, not a curated record